Molecule: messenger RNA, 1979 nt
Organism: Sipha flava (yellow sugarcane aphid)
Lineage: Eukaryota; Metazoa; Arthropoda; Insecta; Hemiptera; Aphididae
Product: cytoplasmic protein NCK1-like
Molecular function (GO): protein binding
Source: RefSeq, a predicted model, not a curated record
UCGUCGCCGACGGUGCGUGCGCGUGCGCGCGCGCUUCGUCGCCGCUCGUGUUUUGCGUCCGUGUGCGUGCUCGUCCGCGCGCCUGUGUGUGUGAGUGUGCGAUCGCCGUCGAUUACGCACGGUCUCUUCUGGCUCGACGCGCGCACGCACGCCACGGCCGACGUCGACAUUGAUUGCUCGCUGACCGACCGUGUUUCCACUGCCGUUCUCGUCCGGCCCGUUAUGGUGGUCGUCUCCGCGCCGCCGACCUCGCGUCCACUACGGCAACAGCAGUGCGUGUAGCCCGUCGCCCGUCGCCAACGGUUGUUCCCUAUCGUCUCAACACCGACCCGAACGGUGAGGAGAGCACCUACCUCGUCCUCGCGCAUAUUCCAGCCACGAAAGAUUAUGUCUUGUGAAUCCAUACAUUUAUAUUUUGACCAACUGGACUAUUAAAAACUUCUUGAAAAUAUUGCUUAUAGCUAUUUUCAAGUCUAUACAGUUAUGUUGGAAGCUAGAUUGUUAGCUGCCGAUCGCGAAUCAGCUACGUGGCAAGGCAAGUCAGCAGUAAACAACAUACGUCCUCCUCCUCAUACACCUCAUCAUCAUCAUAUGUCCGCCAUGAGACCAGUGAAUAAAACAAAUCAAGAAGAUAACUGUUAUGUAGUGGCUAAAUAUGAUUAUGUGGCUCAAAGUGCCCAAGAAUUAGAUUUAAGAAAAAAUGAUCGUUACUUAUUAUUAGACGAUUCUAAACACUGGUGGAGAGUUCAAAAUGCCUGUGGAUUCCCUGGUUAUGUACCCAGCAACUAUGUGAAAAAAGAAAAACCUUCUCUUUUUGACAGUAUAAAGAAAAAAGUCAAAAAGAGUGGCAGUAAUUCCAGUGCUGGUAGUAAAACAUUACCAUGUAGUAGUCAUGGCAAUGGUCGAACCGUGAGUGAAUCUCCAACAAUGGCCAGACGCUUACCAGCUGAUCCAUCAGAAGCCAUAGGUACAGCCCUAGUUAAGUAUAACUAUCAAGCUCAACAACCAGACGAAUUAUCAUUAAUCAAAGGAACAAGAAUAUUAAUUCUUGAGAAAAGCAAUGAUGGAUGGUGGAGAGGUCAAAGUGGUUGUAUGGCUGGUUGGUUUCCAAGUAACUAUACCACUCAAGAAGAUGACAAUAAUGGAGAUGAUAUGGGUCUCCACACAUAUGCAAUGGCUGAGAAUGUAUUAGAUAUUGUUGUUGCUUUAUAUCCAUUCACUGGUACAUCAGAUCAGGAAUUAAGUUUUGAAAAAGGUGACAGGUUAGAAAUUUUGGAAAGACCUGCUGCAGAUCCAGAAUGGUAUAGGGCCAGGAAUGGUCAAGGUCAAAUUGGUUUAGUACCCAAGAAUUAUUUACAGGAACUCAGUGAAUACUUGGCUCAACCAUUAACUCAAGCAGCUAAUAGUGUACAAGUUAUUGACAAACCGCAUUUAAAGGGGAAACCGUGGUACUAUGGAACAAUAACUAGAGCUCAAUGUGAUACAGUAUUAAACAACAAUGGUCAAGAUGGUGAUUUCUUAGUUAGAGACAGCGAGACUAAUGUAGGAGAUUAUUCAGUAUCAUUGAAAGCACCAGGACGAAACAAACAUUUUCGAGUGCAUGUAGAAGGAGCAUUAUACUGCAUAGGACAACGCAAGUUUCACACACUGGAUCAACUUGUUGAUCAUUAUCAAAGAGCUCCCAUUUAUACCAAUAAACAAGGAGAAAAAUUGUUUUUGGUUAGAGCUUUGCCUCGAGCAAAUGCUUAAAAGCAUCGAACAAUGAACACUAUACAAUGAAAUUUUGUGAUUCGCACAAAAGAAAACUUCAUAUAUAUACAUAUAUUCAAUAAUAAGUUAAUGGAAUAUCUUAAAUGUAUUGAAUAACAUAAUUAGAAUCAUUCAAUAGGCUAGUCAUUUAAUAAGCUUUCCAAUUUUGUUUUUAUUUUUUUAAAUGUUGCUCUUAUUUUUCUUUUUUCGUUAAGGUUUUUCUUUUCUUU